Molecule: messenger RNA, 3652 nt
Organism: Penaeus chinensis
Lineage: Eukaryota; Metazoa; Arthropoda; Malacostraca; Decapoda; Penaeidae
Product: carboxypeptidase E-like
Exons: 11
Coding region: 154-1650 (498 amino acids)
Biological process (GO): proteolysis
Molecular function (GO): zinc ion binding; metallocarboxypeptidase activity
Source: RefSeq, a predicted model, not a curated record
GAAAUUGACUACCGACGAAGGAGAAACACCAAGGCGAAAGGAACGAGUCAAGGGCCGGAUUGCGCCUGCGUGGAGGGAGCUGGGUCAGGCACGCAGGAAACCGACCUCACAUUACACAGACCUUCGCUGGGUGUUGUUUCGUGUGCAGACACAAUGUCGUGUUCCUGUGAGCACGUGAGGCUACUGCUUGUCCUGGUCGCCUGUGCUUGCGUCCAGGCAGCUUCCGUCGCUAAGCCAGGAACCUCCGGAGACGGGACGCCCCUGAAGGAUAAGUUCGAGUUCAGGCACCACAAUAACGACGAGGUGGAACAGGUCCUGAAGGAGACGGCGGAGAGGUGCAAGGACGUGGCCCGCCUUUACGCCCUCAGCGAGCCUUCUGUGAGGAACGUCCCUCUGUGGGUCAUCGAGUUCUCCGAUAAUCCCGGACAGCAUGAGCUCCUGGAACCCGAAUUCAAGUACGUGGCCAACAUGCACGGCAACGAGGUCCUAGGGCGCGAGCUGCUCCUUGCCCUCGCCCACCACCUGUGCCAGGGAUGGAGGGACGGCGACCAGGAAAUCAAGGACCUCCUGACGACGACGAGGAUUCACCUGCUGCCUUCCAUGAACCCCGACGGAUGGCAGCUCUCGACCGAUACUGGCAGGAAGGACUACCUCCGUGGCCGCUCCAACAACAACAGCGUCGACCUCAACAGGGACUUCCCCGACCUCGACCGCAUCAUGUACUCCAACGAGGCGCGACACAACAGUUAUAACAACCACCUCAUGGCGCAGCUCAAGAGGCUUGAUCACCAGCCCCAGCCGGAGACCCUCGCCGUCAUGAACUGGAUCGUGAACACGCCCUUCGUGCUCUCAGCCAACUUCCACGGCGGAGAUCUCGUGGCCAACUACCCUUACGACGCCUCUCGCUCGGGCGCCGCUCAGGAGUACGCUCGUAGCCCCGACGACGAGACUUUCCGCCACCUCGCAGAAGUGUACGCCCAGCACCACCCUCGCAUGGCCGAUCCCCAACGCCCCUCCUGCAGCCCCGGCGAGUACUCCUUCGGGCGCGACGGCGGAGUGACCAACGGCGCCGCCUGGUACUCCGUGAGUGGCGGUAUGCAAGACUUCAACUACCUGUCUUCAAAUGACCUCGAAGUGACGCUGGAAAUCGGCUGUAACAAGUACCCCCCUUCGACAGCUCUCUAUCAGGAGUGGUUAGACAACAAAGAUGCUAUGAUGGAAUACAUGUGGCAGACUCACCUGGGCGUGAAGGGCGUGGUCAGGGACUCGCUAACCGGCCAGGGCGUCCCUAAUGUGGUCAUCCACGCCAAGAACGUCACACGCGUCAACGACACACACGUGAGGGACGACCACAUCAACCAUGACGUCACUUCCGUACACGAGGGCGACUACUGGCGUCUGCUAACCCCGGGGACCUACGAACUCACUGCCGAGGCCGAGGGUUACCUGCCUCUCACCCACACAGUCACGGUGACCAACCCUCUCCAUGCUGAAGCCUUGAGGAGGGACUUCGAUCUCACGCCGAUUCCCGAGGCACUGGUUCCUCAGACGCAGGAUAUCUACGAGGACUACCCAAUGCCCCAAGAGGAGCUGCCCCUCGAGGAAGAGAUUCUAGGACGGCUUCGAAGCUUCAACCGCCUCCGUUACUGAAGCUCCGAAGCUCCGGAACCCGAGUCACACAACACCCAAGGAAUGAACCACUUUUAACCAUUAUAUUUUGUUCUGCCAUUUGUCGGCAUAUGAAUUUAUUUUCUAUCUUUAUUCUGUCUGUCGAAUAUCAUAAUCGUUGGUUAAGUGAUAUUGAUUGGUUGGCUGGUUGGUUUCUUGAUUUAAUUAAUUGUCAUUUAAAGCGGCAAUUUCGUCUUGGAUAACUUAACCUCUGGGAUUUAUGUGCCUCAUUCGGCCUCAAGUCUCUGAACAUCUGCGGGAUAAAUUAUGAAUUACACAUAUUUACUAAUCAGUUGUUUAUCGACCGUUUGUGAGGUACACGUGUCGUGAUUGGCUGAUUUACAUAAAGGGUAAAGCCUCAUUUUAUCUCGGUCUCUCAACAUCACCGGUUAGAUUGAUUCAUAAUUAUUUUAGUCCUUCAGAUAAUUUAAUAAUUAUUUUUUUGUUCGAGAUACGAACCAGCCACCUCAUCAUACCUCCAUCUCUUUUAAAUUUUGGCGAUUAUUGGAUUCUAUAAUUAAUUCCUUAUACUUAUUCGUGUUCUUUAUACUACUAAUGACUUAUAUUUAUUCAUCAACAACCUAUCACUCAUGAUUUGUGCUUUGAUUGAUAAUUCUUUGUCAUUAUCCAGGGAUCCUGUCUCUUGAUAUGUGUGGUUCUGGGUAAUUUCCUUAAAUAUAUAAUUGACAUUAUCACUCAUAUUAGCGGUUGUCACUAUGAAGUCUGUUUUAUCAGUCUAGAGAAUGUAUAUAGAUAUUAUAUGAACAUCUAUUACAGAGACAUAAAUGAAUCUAACUUGAUACUAUCUUAUUUAGUAAACACAGUGGGCUAUAUAAUAUCUCUUGCAAGGUCAGAUUUAACCGUACUGUAAGAUUUAAAAUACUAACGAUUAAUCCAACUACAACACACGGUUUCCAUAUGUCUCCACAAAACCUCUUGUAAUUAUAUUUUUGUAACAUUAUCUGCUUUGAACAAGGCCUGUUGUGUCGAUACAAUACAAUUCGCAGUUAGUCGAGAAGGAUUAUAAAUGAUGAUAUUCAGUCGCGAAUUAUAUGUGAAAAAGUCAACCUUUCCUUGCUCUGUUAAAAAUCAAACGAAGAAAAUAUGAAUAUGUAAAUAUUAAUCUUUAAAAGACCGAAAUUUGUGUCUCAAGGAAAGAUUUUGUUGGGCAGGUGCGUUACUUCGAUCAAAACAAGGACAGCAUAAGUUACAGAGAAUAUGUCUUGUGUUUAUCAUGAGCGAGUAUGUGUUAAAAAUAGUUUUUCUGCUUUGUAAACAUUUUCGAAAAUGAGGCGAAGAUACUUAAAGGCAACUUUUUGAUCUACGGCAACUUAAGACAAUAUUAUAAAGAUUAUUAUCAAGUUACGGAGAAUGGGACAGUUGUGACGUUGCUUCAUCUUCACAUUUCUGUGGAAAAGAUUGUCCCUAUAUUAGGCAGCAUUAUUAAGUCACAUACUGUUACUAAUAUGGUUGUUUACAUAUGAAUAUAUAUAUAUGUAUGUAUUUAUGUAUGCAUAUAUAAACGUACAUAUAUAAACAUACAUAUAUCCAUAUAUAAACAUUCCACUUAAAAAAGAUCAAUAGAAAAAUCAAGAAAAAAUAUAAAUAUUUUUUUGCACUUCAAGAACAACAAUAACAAAACUACCAAAUAAAAAGCGUUCACAGCCUACCAUCAAUCCAUCAUCAUUAUUACUUAUAAAUCAUACUACCUAUUCAAUACUUACACCGACUGGCUCGCAAACACCUGUAAAACAUGUGUAAAUAUACUUCGGAAACACAGGCAUGAUAAGCAGAUUUAGAGAGGCAUUGUAAUGACUUUACGAAACUAAUCUGUUGCUUGAGGUUUAAAAAUGUUUUCGAAGAUAAAAUAACACUAAAUUUUUCAUCAUUUUUAUUAUAUGGUUACUGUUAGUAUUGUUAUGAUUGUGAUUAUUUUUUAUCAUUAUCUUGCACAUACUUGAUAUUACUAAUAUUACUAUAUUAU